UUGAGCUUGUUGAGGCCUACUGGACAAUGAUUGAGCUUGUUGAGGCCUACUGGACAAUGAUUGAGCUUGUUGAGGCCUACUGGACAAUGAUUGAGCUUGUUGAGGCCUACUGGACAAUGAUUGAGCUUGUUGAGGCCUACUGGACAGCGGGUUCAUUAAGUGUGAACGCGCCCCCAGUGUUUGGGUUCAUCCUGUGUGUAUCAAUUCAGUCUUAAGUAAUAUUAUUCUUUAUAUAAAUGAUCAGAAGAGAUAGCUACUGUAAUUAAAGAUGGCAAGUGAUAGUUACAGUUCAGAUGAUGAGACUCUACUGUCCCAAGCUUUACCAACAACAAAAGUUCCAAACAACUUUGAUCCCUCAGUGCCACCAGCCUCUGCUGAGGAAUAUCUUCAACAUGUGGUUUGGGAGGCCAGACAGUGCCAGGACGUUGUAACAGUUGAUGUGGAUAGGCAGAAACUCAAGAAGCCUGGGACACUUGUUAAGAAGGAAGUUAAGGUAACGGCCCCACACGGUUAUGCACCAUCCCCAGAGACCCAACAGGAAUUGCUGACAUCAUUUUCCAAUCUUCGAACUCAUAUUGCAAAUCUACGAUCAUCAAAACAGAUACCUCCAUCUCCUGUCCGUUUUCCAAGUCUAAAAAAUCGUGAAGAAUGGUGUAAACUGUGCUUUGGCAACAGCUUCCAGUUGGCCCUAUUGAAGCAGGCCAACAGUGAUGCUGCCCAGCCUCCCCUGGUGGAGGGUCAGCAGCCACUUUUGAGCAUUGUUCUAAAUAUUAAACAGAGAGGACUUCGCAAUCUGCUGGAGUGGCACGCCCAGUGGUUGGAGGUAUUGGGGUUCUCGGAGGCCCAGGGAUGCUGGUUUUAUGCUCUUCUUGCCUGUCUAGAGAAGCCUCUCACACCAGAAAGCUGUUCCCAAAUCCGACACAUUGCCAGGAUAUGUGCAAAGCUCCGAUCAUCUUUAGAAUCUUCAGAUCAUCCACAUUUGCCACACCUCAACGUGAUCAUCUGUAUCGUGGCCAGAUACUUCAACCAGGAGGAUCUUGCCGAUGGAUAACUAUUAGAAGAUGAUACUCGUCUGUUUUUGUUCUGUACAGUACUACAUGACACUAUCUUUACAUCUUAAAUACUGUAUUAGGCAAAAUUUGGGUUGACCCAUCCCAUAGAAUAUUAGGUCAUUGGUCAAUAAUUAGUCUUGGUAAGUAAUCAGUGUUUAGAGAUGAAAAAGACAGGUUUAUAAGUUAUGACUGAUCCUUCAUUGCAGAACAGAACAUUUCAACCAUUAAUGCCUGUAGCUCCCAGCCUUGAUCACUGGACCAUUAACCUCUUCACUACUGGGCACCACAUUUAUUCAGCAGUGAGAGGCCCUGUACACAAGGGGUUAUAACAUAAAUGACUUGAUUUAAUCCAUUAACAUCAUUUAAAAAUUUUUUUUAUCAAAUAAAGUAUUUACAUUUCAAAUUAAAAAAUCAAAGCACAAUUAUUUCAGUUGCCAUGCAUCAUGUCACGUUGGCCAAGAGAGUAUUGAUGUGGCAACAUUUAUAGACAAAAACAUGAAACUAAAACAAAACAAAAUUUGAUGCUCCAGACACCUGCUGGUUCAUGAUUUAGCUUUAAGAAAACAUGCAGUACAGUACAUUACAUUACAGUACAAGACAUUUAUAAAUACUGUAUUUCCUUAAAGUUUGUGGGGUUAGGUAAAAUGGGCCCCGUGAGAAAGCAAAAUUCGUGAGUUUUUCUUCCCGGUUCUCAUAGUGUGCAAAAUACAGUACAUAUAGUAUAAAUAGCUACUGCACAAGUAUAGCAACCUUAUGUACACAUAUCCUUUAAACUACAGUACGGGGGUUUAAACAGUGCAGCCGUCACCUCUCCACGGUUUACACUAUGGGUUGAAUGGGGUGCAAGGGAGAUUGUGUACUGCGUCUGACAGCUUCUACUAUACUGGCUGUGAGGGUCUCUACUGUCCCCUGCGCCUGCCUUAGGGAGGGAGAGAGUAAUGCAUGGUGCAAUUGUUAUAUGUAAGGAAAUUAUAAAAGUUGUGUAAAAAUCAUUUUAUUACUCUAAUGUGACUUAGAAAUAAAGAAAAUAUAAUAUAUGCGGAAAAGAUUCCUUAAUAUGUGCUCCUCAACACCUGGUGUUUAUCUCGCCUCCAGUGUGUGUCCCCUCCACAGGGAUGUUAUCAGUUGAAAAACAUUUAGGGGAGGGGGGAUGACCAUGACGCGAGAAAAAUGUUUGACAACAAAUAACGACAAUUGACCGUCUUGGGUGGAGGGGUCUGCCGGGUGAGAACAAUGAGCCAGUAUAUUGAGUAUAGUGGCCACACUACACAUGCUCAGGCAUUACAUCAUAUACUCUGUUUCUCAUUGGCUGAGAAUUGUUUGUCUUGCAUUCCAUUCUUCCAUUCUUUAGCAUUUCAUUGACCAAAGAUCAAUGAUGUCAUACAACUCCAUUAUUAGAAGCAUUAUAAUAUGUCUCUCCACCCUGUACACUUGAGUGGUGGCAGGGGAUGGGCUAAGCAUUUUUCAAUAUAAUUAAGUUUCUAUAAUAAUUUUACACUGAUAAUCACAAUUUAUUCUAUAACCCAUGCCAUAUUUCAUAGUUGUAUAGGCCUCAGUAGGGCAUGUGUGUGUGUGUGUGUGUGUCCCCCAGGAUGUCAGGGCUGUAGGGCAUAUGUGUAUGUGUCCCCCAGGAGGGGGACUAUGAUGUGUUGGAACAUAAAACUCUCCAGCAGUAGGUAUAGAAGCAUGUUAAAGCAGAAGAGGUUGUAGCAGGAAGAAAAUAAGAGGAAAUUUUUGUUCAAGAAACAGUUAGAAUCAAAGAAAACAGAUUGAGGAAAUGGCUGAAAAAUCAAGGAAGAGCAGAGAGGCCUUCCAGCAACAAAAACAGAAGCAUUUUCUCUCCCUGAAAAACUAACUGAUGGGAAAGAAAACUAAAUGUUUUGUUUGUAUAUAUCAUGGAAAGUGCAUAUUUUUCUUAUUUUAGUACUACAUACCAGUAUGUUAUUGAAACUCCAGUUGCUGGUGCAUUAGAGAUAAAUCCCUUUGGUAAGUAUUAAAUUUUGAAUUCUCACACAAUACAGUGCAAAAACAGCUUACCUUUUAGUUUAUCUUCUCUCAUUAAGGUGCACAAUUAAAAAUAUUAAACAACUUCAACUUUAGUAACAACUAAAAUUUGUAAAGGAAUUAUUAAGACUAUGCAUGAAAAAUAUUGUUACGAUAAACAUACGUGUUUGGUUUUGGGUACUGUGUAUUUUAACUAUUAGGCACUUACUAAACGAGUAACAAUGUGAGAAAUUAAGUUAAAUAGGGUAAAAACUCUCCGGGUAGAUAUUUCCCCGGACCCAUCAGUUAAAUUAAUUUUUUUUCCCACGACCCAAUCACAUCCCUGUGUCUUCAACAUCACGUACACACACCCCAACAUUUAUUAUUAUAUAUUCUUGUAUGAGAAUUUAUAAUUUUUGUAUAAAAUAAUCUCGUAUAAAAUAUUAAUACGGUACAGUACUAAUACAGUAUAGAAAAAAUACAAUAUAUAAUCCGUAAUUUGAAUAAAAAUUAAAUGACGAGCUGAAUAACAAGGUAAAAAUAUGUAUUUUACUGUACUGUAUAUGAAGGGUACUGGUAUUAAUAAGCUCAUAUUAUUACUAUAUCUCUUAAUAAACAUUUUAAAGUUAAACAA
Molecule: messenger RNA, 3669 nt
Organism: Homarus americanus (American lobster)
Lineage: Eukaryota; Metazoa; Arthropoda; Malacostraca; Decapoda; Nephropidae
Gene: Gem2
Product: gem-associated protein 2-like
Exons: 7
Coding region: 269-1051 (260 amino acids)
Biological process (GO): spliceosomal snRNP assembly; spliceosomal complex assembly
Cellular component (GO): spliceosomal complex; nucleus; SMN complex
Source: RefSeq, a predicted model, not a curated record